AUGGACUCUUUCGUGCCUCUCGAUAUAAGCAAGCCAUCGCGCGUUGCUUACCCAAUCCCAAGAGAACCAGCCGCUGGCGACCCAUCUGAGCUCGCCAACAUAUUACCCUCCCAACAACCAUCUUCACGAGACCACGACCGCCACGGCCCAGCGCCACUGUUCGAAUACCGAACCUCCCUCCAGCUACGCCAGGAGCAAGCCGAAGCCUUCUAUCGCACGCAGCACAAUCGCUCGAGAGCAUCGAGCUCGACCGGCAGCGUCGCAAACAGUCUUCGCCGCACGCCCAACUUCGAGCGCGCGAGAUCUGUCGAUCCGAGCCAACAGCAGCAGCGCGUUCGCUUCGAGACACCUCGCCCUCGCUCGACCUCCUACGCCGAGCCUCACCCCGCCCUUCGCGUCAGUCAACGUACUGCCUCGGCAAUACGUUUUGUGCUCGAAGAGGGACUCCGACUUCCACAUCCCUUCACCCCGGAUCUGGUCGAAGAGAACGCCCUCAUGUCCGAUCUAACAAGUGGCCGCGCUGCCAAUGGCGGCGCGCGCACAACAGGCGGUCCUGUGCCCGUUGACAGGUCCAACAUACGCACGCCAACGCAGAUCAUGAACGCCAGACGGCAACGGGCUGAAGUGGAGGAACAAAGGAAGGCCGCUGAAGAGGAGCGCAGGAGAGCUAGCGCAGAAAGAAGAGCUCAAGCUGUUUCUGGUGUAGCUGGAGCACCAACAACGGAGCCCGGGACCCAAAGGCAGCCCCAAUCGACAGCUCUGAGAUCUGGCGACCAGUAUGUACAAUACCCGACAUCAUCGGGUGGAGUGCCUCGUCAGCCAGAGAGGCCGAUCCCAUCACAAAACACCAUGAGCGAAGCGCAGGAGACCACUACCGGCGCAUCGCAAUCCAGACCCCGGGCAGCUUCGCAAGCACAGCAGCAGCAGUCUCGACCCGCUCAGGCAAAUCUAGGCCUACCAACGACGGCGGAACAAGGCAGACGGCCAGCUGGCUCAGGGCAUGCGAGGCGACCGUCUGGUGCCACGGCCGCUUCAUCGCAAGCAGGCCCUUCCACCGCUGCAGCACGCCCACCACCUCCGCCAGGCUCGUCCUCCGGACAGGUUCGCGAGUCCACCACUUCAAACUUUCCACAUGCGUUUGAGCGCUGGGAAACACUAUCCUCGCAUUGGGAAGGUCUUACCUCUUACUGGAUACGGCGGCUUGAGCAGAAUACCGAUGAAGUUCGCAGGGAGCCGCUGGCUCAGCAAAUGUCGCGCCAGAUCACCGACCUGUCUGCAGCUGGUGCCAACCUUUUCCAUGCUGUUGUUGAGCUGCAGCGCCUACGCGCAUCUUCCGAGCGCAAGUUCCAGAGAUGGUUCUACGAGCAUCGCCAGGAUCAGGAACGAGCUCAAGAGCGUGAGGCUCAACUGACGGAACAAAUCAACACGGAGCAGGAGGCUCGACUUGAGGCUGAGGCAAACAUGGAACGCAUGGCCACCGAGAAGAAGAACGCCGAACGAGCGGUGUCGGAGAUGAAGCGUGAGCUUCAAAUCUCGAAAGAGGAAGCACGCCGAGCAUGGGAGGAGCUUGGAAGACGGGAGCAAGAGGAACGUGAUCGCACGUUCUCACUCAGAGAAGGGCAGCCUACGUUGGUCGGCGGAGUGCAGGUGGUACCAAUGGCGCAGAACAUGGGGCGUCAAGGGAGGGGACAUGGGGACGACACAUACGCCGGUGCUCAGAGCAGUGGCUCGGGUAUAGAACAGCACUACUCGUAUGAGGAAGGUCAGUCUCCAACUGACACCGAUCCCUUCACGGAAGGCGCUCGCCAUGCGCACCGCGAGCCCGAACCCCCCGCACACGUGGCUCAAGGAACCUACGUCCCAUCAGGUGCAGCAUCCGCCGCCUCCUCUCGACCUGGUGGCUCUUCAGUCGCGGACGAGUCACUAGCCCCUGCUCCAUUACAGUAUCCAUAUUACACGUCUCAGGCACAGCAAGCCCCUGCACAACCGGCCAUGUCUCAGCCUGAGGCGUUCUACCAGCAGCCAGGUUCAUAUCUACAUCAAGAGUCUGAGUCUGGUCUACCCGAGGACGAACAGUCAUACGUCACGUCUCAGGCGGAGGAGUCUGAAGGCGACAUCGAGUACGCCCUGGACGAGAGAGGCAACUUCAUCCGCGAUGAUUCAGGUCGCCGCAUCCCGUUUCGAUCGCUUCAGUCUCCAGUAUCGGAUGAGUAUGAUGUAGAAGAUGCACGUCGACGCGAGCUUGAGCAUCUGCAACACUACGGCACGACUGCCACGUCUUCAGGUGCCUACGCCACGAGUUCGAGCGCGGGAUCGUCACGCCAGGGUCACCCUACCGCUGGCGGUGCACCCGACUACAGUGGUGAUGGCUACGGUGACGAGUGGGUAGGCAUGAGACAUCACCAUCCUACGAGACUGAGUGACGUUCCCGAGGAAGAUGAGAGGAGCCGGACGUCGCCCAGCAGAGCAAGCCAGGCCAGCCGAGGACGCCUCUAUUAG
Molecule: messenger RNA, 2499 nt
Organism: Alternaria ethzedia
Lineage: Eukaryota; Fungi; Ascomycota; Dothideomycetes; Pleosporales; Pleosporaceae
Exons: 3
Coding region: 1-2499 (832 amino acids)
Source: RefSeq, a predicted model, not a curated record